AUGAUAACUUUAUCCUGCGAAAUUAACAAAGUACCAGUUACAGCUAUAUUAGAUUCCGGUGCUAAUUGUAAUAUUGUAGCUGAGGAGUUAAUAAAUGAAUUAGGUUUAGAAGUCGAUGAUAUCUCUGAUGUAGGAAUAUACACACCCAUUGGCAAACUCGAUGUAGUAGGAGUAAUUCGUGAAAUCCCUAUUUCAAUCCCGUCUCAGGGCCCUAAAUGGAAACAAGUAAAAGUUACCGAUAUUUUUGUUGUUAGUAUUCCUGAACGUGUACUGAUGUUAGGGAACUCAUGGUUUAAUGAUAAUGCAAUGAAAGUGGACUUCCCAAAUAAAACUCUUACAUUGCUCGAUGGAACUAGUUAUGAGAAAUCCAUCGAUCCCUCUAUCCUGCUUUAUUUGUCAACCACCUUUGGUAUCACUGCGGUGCUCCUAUUCUAUGGCGUCGCAUUGAGUUUUUCAAUGGAGAUUAUCAGCAGAGCCGGCAUGCCCUAA
Messenger RNA from Acaulospora morrowiae, 489 nucleotides. The record is from the annotation of a GenBank genome assembly. Lineage: Eukaryota; Fungi; Glomeromycota; Glomeromycetes; Diversisporales; Acaulosporaceae.